Molecule: messenger RNA, 855 nt
Organism: Bactrocera dorsalis (oriental fruit fly)
Lineage: Eukaryota; Metazoa; Arthropoda; Insecta; Diptera; Tephritidae
Product: protamine
Exons: 3
Coding region: 152-763 (203 amino acids)
Biological process (GO): sperm DNA condensation; spermatogenesis
Source: RefSeq, a predicted model, not a curated record
UCGCAAGCUUUGAAAUACUCGACAUCGGAAAAAUUACAGUCAAUUGAAUUACAUUUUUUGUAAAAGAAUUGAAUGAAAACGAUACAAAAUUUUUUAGUAAUUUUUUAGUGGUUUGGUUCUUUAAAAUAUAUUUUAAAAUUGUACUCAAAUCAUGAGUCGCUGUAUGCGACCGGGCCCUAUCACUAGCAAUGGUUACUUAAAUUUUCUGCGCGAAUUCAGAAAGAAAUGCUGUGGUAUGUCGGCAGUGGAGACAGUGCGACAAGGGGCGAAGGCUUGGAAUCGACUCUCCUGCUCACAGAAAGCCAAAUAUCGGAAAAUGGCUUGCAGAAGACCUCGGCGCAAGAGGCGUCGCAGCUGUCGUCCUAAGCGCAGACGCCGCUCAUGUCGGCCCAAACGACGAAAGCGCCGUAGUUGUCGGCCGAAGAGACGUAAACGUUCUGGCUGCCGCAGACGACCAAAGCGUCGUCGUAGUUGUCGUCGUCGAUCGCGACCACGCAGACGUAGAUGUGGUAGAAGACGCAAACGUUGCAUGAAACCUGGUCCAGUGACAGCGAAUGCUUAUUUGAAUUUCUUACGCGCCUACAGACGUAGACAUUGUGGACUCAGCCCUCAGGAGACGGUGCAAAAGGGUGCACGCAGAUGGUGUAAAUUGUCGCCGGAAUGUAAACGGCGUUACAUGCGACAGGCUUGUAAAAUGUCGAAGAGCAAGCGUAAGAAGAGGAGCGCCAUUUGCCGCUCGAUGCGAAAGAAGAGGCGGUGUUAAAAUUGAAUGUCUGUGUAAUAAAUUGUUAAUGUGGAACUAUUCUAUUUUCUAAAUAAAAAUGUGUAAAUUUAUAGUGUGUAGAAUACAGAUAA